UGUGUUCUACAUGGUCUCCCUGAACACAAGACCAAGUUGCGACAACGGGGUCAACCCACCUCUAUCGACUGUUUUUCGCUCUUCUUCAACUCACUCGUUGCUCUACCUGCCACGGGGAUACUUUCAUUCUCAAUCAACAUCCGCACGAUGCCUCUCCUCUUCACACAAUACGCAUUCGGUCAGCAACCCGGAGGCUAUUCGAAAUCCAGCUCUGCUGUGCGCCCAACUCGAACACACUCUGGCCGGGCCACGCGAGAGAAUGGAUUGCGUCAUUAUGUGCAUCGCCCCGGCCACAUUUGCAGUUGCAGUGGACAGGAGGUGAAAGAUAAACAGUCUGUUGGAUCAACUAAUUCUGCUUCAACACACGGUUAUCCUGUUGUCGGUGCUCCUGUCAGUAUCGGCUAUUGGCCUCCUCUGCAAGCAAGCAGUCCCAGUAACGUAGCUGGCAUGCUGGGUUCUAGGUCGGUCUCUAUCACCUCACAUGGCUUUCCUGGACAGGCGUCGCCUCCACCGACCCCGCAACAACCGCCUCAGAUCGCUGGAAAACACGGUGUGACUUCGGAAACAGUCAAUGGCUCAGUUAAUCGUGACCACGAGCUUCAAAAAGAGAUAGAUCUGUCUAAAUUACACGCUUUAGGCCCCAAAAUCAACCAAUUAUUCGAUUUUGGCUAG
This is a messenger RNA of Protopolystoma xenopodis, 672 nucleotides long. The record is from the annotation of a GenBank genome assembly. NCBI's taxonomy places the organism in Eukaryota, Metazoa, Platyhelminthes, Monogenea, Polystomatidea, Polystomatidae.